Molecule: messenger RNA, 1927 nt
Organism: Prorocentrum cordatum
Lineage: Eukaryota; Dinophyceae; Prorocentrales; Prorocentraceae
Source: the annotation of a GenBank genome assembly
GUUCCAUACAGCUCUCCUUCUCCCUUCCAUGGCCAUCUGUGCUCAAGACUCGCGAGGUGAGCGCUUCGUGGUCUCACAUUCGCAAGUUAAUAUCUACUGGUACACUUUCUUCUUGGCUUUCGUCAACUCAACCAUGCCACGUUUACUGACCUUUGCGGUGGCUUGUGCGCUCGAUUCCAUUGUGGGCGCCGAAAUGCAGUUCAUGCCGAUGUCAGUUCAUGGACCGAACGGUUCAGAGGCGGCAGCUCUGCGGACUGGAUUCAAGGACCCAGGGCUAUUACUCUUCAACGUGAUUUUUAUUGAGCCUGCAGAGCGGGAGUCACUGCGGGCCUCCAGGAAGAAGCUAUCAUGUAAAUCUCGCAACAAGCGAGCGGGAGGAGGAUGAGGGGACGGACCAUCAGGUGGAGGCAUCGGAACUCUCGACCCAUUCGGUGGCUUGUUUUUAUCUGGGUUCCGUUGGAUUUACGAUGGACCUGCUCAGUUUGUCGGUGUGUCUGGCCUCGGUUCGAUUCUGGUGAUGUGUCCGCGCCACUCUGAGGCAGCAGUGUGGCCAGCAUCAAGGCGGAGGCACCCUUCGGAGGAAUGAAUAUGGCCAGCGCUGCGGCGAGAGCGCCGUUCCUCCUCCAUACUCCUGCCCUCCUCAACUCGGCCGCCGAGGCCGAUUAUGUGGUCAUUGCUCAAGAUGGCUGCAAAGACUAUCAGGGCAGGGAGAGUGGUUGGCUGACCUCAGGCAAACCGUACACUCCUGCAACGUGCGCGAUUGGGUGCGCGACGUAUAACUACUUUACCAUUGCAUGGAAGGACUCCAACUGCAAGUGCGCGGACGUCUGUGUGGACGAAAAUGGGGGACACACAUCCUAUGCUUUUCAGGCAAUACCAACGCCAGCACCAACGCCAGCACCAACGCCCGCACCGACGCCCUUCCCGACGGCGUUCCCGACGGCCUUCCCCACGCCCUACCCGACGCCCGCGGACGCAGGCGCCACAGGCGCGACUGCCAUUGGCGACCCCCACCUUCAAAACGUUCAUGGCGAGCGGUUCGAUUUGAUGACGCCGGGCAAACAUGUUCUGAUAAACAUCCCUCGUGGAACGAGCGCUGAAGAUUCAUUGCUUCGCGUGCAGGCCGAUGCGCGCCGAUUGAGUGGGCAUUGCGCGGACAUGUACUUUCAAGAAUUAAAUGUUACAGGGUCUUGGGCAGAGGCUAAACAAGCCGGAGGAUAUCGUUUCACCGUAUCGCAAAGUGCAGCCGAGCUUCCACAAUGGGUUGCUUUUGGUGCGGUUCAGUUGAAGGUCGUUCAUGGACAUACGGACACUGGCCUCUCAUAUUUGAACGUGUAUGUUAAGCAUUUAGGGCAAGCAGGGUUUGCCGUCGGAGGUCUGUUGGGGGAAGACGAUCACACAGACGUAAUCACCCCUCCAAAAGGAUGUGUGAUGCGUGCGGAGCUUCAUGAGUCUGUGUACUUGCACGGUCUUAGUCCUUUUUCGCAAGCUGUGGCAAUUGCAUCCUUCGCUUGAUACUUUUGCUGCCGCAAUUCUCGAUGCGUUCCCUUUUGAUCGCAACUGCCGCCGUCAGCACUGCGUCUCAGCAUAUUCAUGCCAGAAUUCGGGCCACUGCCCAUCGCCAUCGCCCUGUGGCCGUAACCUUAAAGCUGGUACGCUCGAGAGACUCCGGAUCGCUGGCGGCGGACACAAAUUGCGCGGCUCGCUUGAUACUAGCGUCAGAGAUCUUCUUCUGAGUGAGGAAGGGGAGGGUGAGGACGGCUCUGCGCUAAAGCUUUCAUUUCUAGCAACCAGGCCAGGCUACGCCCCCUUCGUGAGGGGGAAUCCUCUUGAUCUGUGAGUGAUUCGGUGCGGCCCCACUGGUCCAGUCAAGGGGGAAUUCGAUCAUCCUUGUAGGAAUCGUUCUCAUCAUGCUUUUCAUAUCUCU